This is a messenger RNA of Pseudozyma flocculosa PF-1, 1533 nucleotides long. RefSeq lists its product as uncharacterized. Gene Ontology annotation, molecular function: 4 iron, 4 sulfur cluster binding; FMN binding; NADH dehydrogenase (ubiquinone) activity. Bases 1 to 1533 code for a protein of 510 amino acids. NCBI's taxonomy places the organism in Eukaryota, Fungi, Basidiomycota, Ustilaginomycetes, Ustilaginales, Ustilaginaceae. The transcript has 3 exons. The record is from RefSeq and is a predicted model, not a curated record.
AUGCAGCGUGCUACCCUCGUUGCGCAGCGCGCCGCCCGCCAGGCUGGCGCACUCAACAAGGUGGCCAAGGUCGCCUCGGCCGCUCCCUCGCAGCAGGCCCGCGGCCUCGCCACCGUCACUGACGCGCCCGUCCGCACCCAUGGCGGCCUGCGCGACCAGGACCGCAUCUUCCAGAACGCCUACAUGCGCCACGACCACCUCCUCAAGGGCGCCCAGUCCCGCGGCGACUGGCACCGCACCAAGGACAUUCUUCUCAAGGGCCACGACUGGAUCAUCGGACAGAUGAAGGAGUCUGGCAUGCGUGGCCGUGGCGGUGCCGGCUUCCCCUCGGGCCUCAAGUGGAGCUUCAUGAACAAGCCCGGCUGGGAGAAGGACCCCCGUCCCAGGUACCUCGUCAUCAACGCCGACGAGGGCGAGCCCGGUACCUGCAAGGACCGUGAGAUCAUGCGCGGCGACCCGCACAAGCUUAUCGAGGGCUGCCUUGUUGCUGGCCGUGCCAUGAACGCCAACGCUGCCUACAUCUACGUCCGUGGAGAGUUCUACCUCGAGGUCGCGCACCUUCAGCACGCCAUCAAGGAGGCGUACGCCGCCGGCCUGAUCGGCAAGAACGCCUGCGGCUCCGGCUACGACUUUGAUGUCUACGUCCACAAGGGAGCCGGUGCCUACAUCUGCGGCGAGGAGACGGCGCUGAUCGAGUCGCUCGAGGGCAAGCAGGGCAAGCCGAGGUUGAAGCCUCCGUUCCCCGCCGACGUCGGCCUCUUUGGCUGCCCGACGACGGUCGCCAACGUCGAGACGGUUGCCGCCGCACCCACCAUCAUCCGACGUGGCCCUGCAUGGUUCGCCGGCUUCGGCCGCGAGAAGAACUCGGGCACCAAGCUGUUCGCCAUCAGCGGGCACGUCAACAACCCGUGCGUCGUCGAGGAGGAGAUGUCGAUCCCGCUGCAGGAGCUCAUCGAGAAGCACUGCGGUGGCGUCCGCGGCGGCUGGGACAACCUGCUGGGCAUCGUGCCCGGCGGUUCGUCGGUCCCGGUGAUCCCGAAGCACGUCUGCGAGCGGGCGCUGAUGGACUUUGACUCGCUCCGCGAGAACCAGACGUCGCUGGGAACGGGCGCCGUCAUUGUGAUGGACAAGUCGACCGACAUUGUGGCGGCCAUUUCGCGCUUCUCCAAGUUUUACAAGCACGAGUCGUGCGGCCAGUGCACGCCCUGCCGCGAGGGAACGACGUGGAUGGCCAACAUGAUGGAGCGGUUCGAGGAGGGGCGCGCCAACCCGCGCGAGAUUGACCAGCUCUGGGAGCUGACGCGGUCCGUCGAGGGCCGCACCAUCUGCGCCCUUGCCGACGCCGCCGCCUGGCCCAUCCAGGGCCUGCUGCGCUGGUUCCGUCCCGAGCUCGAGGCGCGCGUCGAGGAGUUCCGCAAGCGCAACGGCGCCGUCCUCGCCGGCGGCCACCUGUACAAGGACCACGAGCAGGACCUCGCUUUCCCGCCCAACAUGGCGCUGCCGCACAUUGAGCACGUCGAGCGACACGUCUAA